Messenger RNA from Acanthochromis polyacanthus (spiny chromis), 6792 nucleotides. It is a transcript of the gene maml1, whose product is annotated as mastermind-like transcriptional coactivator 1. Gene Ontology annotation, molecular function: transcription coactivator activity. Gene Ontology annotation, biological process: positive regulation of transcription of Notch receptor target; Notch signaling pathway. Bases 549 to 3569 code for a protein of 1006 amino acids. The record is from RefSeq and is a predicted model, not a curated record. NCBI's taxonomy places the organism in Eukaryota, Metazoa, Chordata, Actinopteri, Pomacentridae. The transcript is spliced from 8 exons. Gene Ontology annotation, cellular component: nuclear speck; nucleoplasm.
GGGCGCAGAGACAUUCCUCCUUUGCUGAUGGAAAAAAAAGAGAAAGUUUCCAAGAUGGCUGCGUAGCCCUGCCUGUCCGCUGGAAAACAAUAGAAGCAGCGCAGAGGGACAGACUCAGCCCGUUCUUACCGACGAACACACUCUGAAUCCCCGCAUAUCCCGACUCAGGCUCGUCCGGGAAAAGGAUUAUCCGCGGCGGUGACUCGGGAGAAAUAUAAUUAAAGUAAAAUGAUUUAUUUAAACGUUUGAGGCUAGCCAACCCUGCUAGCCGAGCUAACGUUAGCUCGUCUAUCCAAAACACAGCAGCUAGCGGCUAACGGCUAGCAGGAGGCGGAGGAUCAGCUGUUUGCUACACAGAUGCUGUAGGAAGAGCGGACGGCAACACUCUCACAUGAAUGCCGCUGUGACUGAAGGCCAUUAGCAAGACAAAGGUCCUCCAUGGAGCCAGCACAGGAGUCUUUGUAAAGGGCGAGGGGGGGUGAAAAAGAGCCAGAUUCAGCAUUUUAUGGACGAAACCUGAGCCGGGAGUUUACUACCAGUCUUUAUUGAUGAUGGCGGAUUUUGUUACACCGCGACACAGCGCGGUGAUGGAGCGGCUCCGCCGGAGGAUCGAGCUCUUCCGGCAGCAUCACAACAGCUGCGAGAACCGCUACGAGAACGCGACGCUGGAGCGGCUGGAGCUGGAGAGGCAGCAGACCUUCGCCCUGCACCAGCGCUGUCUGCAGGCCAAAGCCAAGCGGUCCAACAAGCACCGGCAGCCCCAGACCAGCAGCGACCAGGCCGGCCAGAGAGCUCCGGGAGGCGGCGGCGGCGGAGGAGGAGGCGGCGCGGAGCACGGAGAGAGCGGCGGGACGGCGGCGGAGCAGAGCCGGAACAGCACGCUGAUAGCGCUCCAGGAGACGGUGAAGAGGAAGCUGGAGAGCGCUGGUUCUCCGCUGGGCAGAGAUCAGGUCAACGGUUACAGCGACGGCUUCCCCCCCACCAAGAAGGCCUGCCUGGACAAUGGCCCCGCCAACGGCUCCCCGCUGGACUCCAAGGUGGGCAUCAGCGACUCGCUCAGCUCCAACGGGACCCACGGACCGGGGGCCGAGGCGGCGGACGGCAGCGGGGAGCCGGGGUCGGACUUCCAUCGGAAGGAGAUGAAGCAGGAGCCAGACGACAUCCUGCCCAUCAUGCCUCCAUCAGGCGGCAACAACAGCCUGUUCCCCGACCUGAACCUCAACGAGCAGGAGUGGACGGAGCUGAUGGAGGAGCUCAACUGCUCCGUGGCCUACGAGGACAUCCAGGACAUUCUCAACGAUGGCUUCGAGGACCGCAAAGACCCGCUGGAGCUGGCGCCCACUCCUGGUGGAGGAGCAUCGGUGGGAGGAACAUCAGGAGGAGGAGCAGCAGGAGGAGGCCAGUCUUCGGGGCUCCUGCCUCCAGAUCUGGCCAGCGUGAAGGCCGAGUUCUCCCCGGCCUCGGCCGUCUUUGAACAGGACUCUCGGACCGCCUCCCCUCAUGUACGGUCCACCUCCUCUGGUCCUCCUCACCCCACCAGCUCCCCUGUUGCCUCCUCCUCUGCCUCCUCUCCGGCUCUGCCCCCCUCCCAGCCGGCUCCUCCCCCCAGGCAGCUGCAGCCUCCUCCCAACCACCUCCUCCCUCCGGGGCCCCCGGGGCCCCCGGGGCCCAAAGACCUGUCCCCUGCCCAGCAGCUCCAGCAGCUGGCCGCCCAGCAGCAGCGAGCCCAGCACCUCCACGGCCAGAUCCACAAGCAGCCGCAGCCAGGGGCCAAGUUCCACAGCCAGGGGCCCCAUGCCCACCCCUCGCCGUGGCCCCAGAUGGCCAACACCUCUCCGAGCCCAGCAGGGGGCGCCUUUGGUAUGGACAAGCCCAGCAGCCCCUCGCUGUACCCGCAGGACUUCAACCCCCAGAAGCAGCUGCUGAUGCCCGGUCAGCCCAACAAGGGCUCUCCCAAGGCGGGGGCCGGCAGCUACAUGCAGGGGCCCUCCGGACACCCCAACAUGCUGGGUCACCUGACGUCGGGGCCCCUCAGCCACCCGUCGGCCGCUGGAGCUCAGGCUCCGGCCGCCAUGCUGAACUACAACAACACCAAACCUCUGUCACACUUUGAGGCAGGGCCCGGCCCCCCGCGGCCCCCAGGCGCCCAGAACCAGAACAAGGCAGCCCUGCUGACGCUGCUCCGACAGCAGCAGCAGCAGCAGAUCAAGCAGAAGAACAGCAUGAACUUCAGACAGCACAUCCCUCACUCACAGGACCAGAACUCGUACCCGGCUCCUCCUCACGGCCCCGCCAACGCCAUGACGUCAGCCCCUGGAAACAACGGCAUGUCGGCCCAGCAGGGGGCCAGCGCCAUGGUGGGGAACCAGGCGUACCUGAACAGCCAGGUGGCAGCGGCUCUGAAACAGCAGCAGAUCCUGGAGCAGCAGAAGCAGCAGCAGUACAUGCAGAGGCAGCAGCUCAUGGCUGAACAGGAGAAGCAGCGACAGCAGGACCAGCAGCUGCAGAGACACCUGACCCGACCUCCCCCUCAGUACCAGGACCAGCCGGGACCGCCGGCCAAUCAGAACCCGUUCCCUCAGCAGCCAGUCAACCAGUUUACAGCGUCCUCUCAGCCAAUGAGCAGCGUCAGCUCCAUGGGAGGCCCCGCCCCCAACUCCCGUAUGUUCCCUCAGACCCAGAGCAUGCUGGGAAUGAACAUGGGUCAGACUGGGGGGCCGACGGGAGGCGUGGCUCCACCCCCGGCCGCCAGCCAGGCUGACAUCAGUCUUCCUUCCUGUGGAGGGGGCGGAGCCAGCUACAGCAGCAUGAGUCUACACCCCGCCCACCCGCCCCAGCAGGCUGCCCUACAGCGCCAGCCGCUGGGCGCCAUGAGCGCCCCCUACAGGCAGAACCUCCUCCAGCAGCAGCACCUGAAGCCCAACGCCGCCAUGCUGAAGCAGCAGCAUCUGGCCGCUGCCCGCAUGCCGGGCUCCAUGCAGGGCGGUCCCCCCGGUGCGAUGCCGGGCGGGAUGACUGGCGGUCAGAACGCCGCCUGGCAGCAGCAGCUCUCCAACCAGCCACCCUCCAGCCCCGCAGGCCUGCCGCCCAACGCCUUCAGCCCCCCCACCGCCUUCCACCCGCAGCAGCAGCGCAUGUCCAAGAUGACGCCCGGCUCCGCCCCUUUUGGAGCAAACCCUGCUGGACGUCCAAUGGGAGGUCUUAACACCGGGCAGCAGAUGAUGCAGACAAACAUGGCCACCGCCCAGCAGAGGGCGCUGCCCACCCCCCAGAGCCUGGCCAAUCAGCAGCAGGCUCAGCAGCAGCAGGCCAAUCAGAACCAGGUCGUCCUCUCUGACCUGGCAGCAUUCGGACAGCCGCAGGGCAACGGUCGCCAGGGACUGCAGUGUAACCAAGGAUACCAGGUGAGCAGGACGGCCAAUCAGCAGCAGCAGCAGGUGUCGUUUGGAUACAAUGUGGCAUCAGGAAGCUUCGCCGCCGAGAGCGAGCUGGUGGACUCCCUGCUGAAGGGCCAGAGCACCCAGGAGUGGAUGGCCGACCUGGACGAGCUGCUGGCCAGUCACCACUAGCUGCACCCGGGCCUGCAGCACCCGGGCCUGCAGCGGUUAGCGUUAGCUUCGUUCUCCGUCUCUCUGCUGUCCAGCAGUGGACCAUGUAUUUGUGAUCCGACUGAAGCUCCGGUCAGUAGAAACAGAAACAGGAAGGAGGGUCAUCAGAGAACAGCCAAUGAGCAGCCAGGGCUCAGAGGGCAGUCAGCUCAGUGGAUCAGCUGACCCACAGCUGAGCAGAACCAGAACCACACUCCUGGUGGAACCAAAGUCUCCAGAAACCAGUAGAAACCAGUUGAAAGCCUCCAAUACGGCAAUGAUUGAUCCGUUUCUGUCUUUAUUGUUAAAGUAUGAAAUAAUUGUUGUUGUUUGUGACAAAGAAAUGAUGAAUGUUAAAAAUAGGAUAAACUAAGCAGCCGAUAAUGUUUUUUUUGUUUUUAAAUCAAAUGUUUAACUUCAGGAGGUGGAGGUUCUGCAGGUUGUUUCCUGUCGUCCAGGUUGGUUUCUGUGAAAUUAAAUGACACAUUUAAUUUUACAGCAGGAAUAAUAUCAGAUAUUCUCGACAGUUUCUGAUCAUUUAACCUCUCAUUGUAUAAUUACGGAAUCAAACCCAAACAGAAAACAAUUGAAACCCACAAAUGUCUGUAAAUCUGCUCAGAAAUGAUUUAAAAUCAGUGUUUGGAGCUACAGGUCACUUUAACCUGCUGCUGCUUUUCUGUUUAUUAGAACUUAAAUCUACUUCUGUUGUUACUUUAGGUUUUACCUUUGUCACCAUAGCAACAGAACAGAUGGAAGAUGUUCCUCUAAAGGUAGUCUGAGUUACCAAGCCAUGGUAGACUGGUGCACACUGGUUCGUACUGGUUUGUACUGGUUUCAGACUGGUUCGUACUGGUUUCUACUGGUUUCUUCCAGGAGUGUCAGCGUGUGUUGCUGCAGUCUGUGUACAUGGGGAUAAUGGUGUGUCUGUAUAUAAAUCUAUAUAAAUAUUUUAUGGAUUGAGUGGCACUAAGACUACUACUGAACCACUGUACUUGCCCCCACAGCGCCACCUAGAGGCGGUCAGCUUGAAGGAAACCAGUAGUUGUUGUUUUAAAGGACCACUCUGUGUUUUUCUACAAGUUUUAAGGCAGAAUUAGACUUUUUAAAAAAAAAGUGACUCCAAACUUGAACCUGUCUCUGUAUUUACUAUUAACGCCAGCUGGUUUUCAUUCUGUAGGGAAAUAUAUGCAAACAAGUGCUGCUGGACAUUUAAAUAUGUGAAACACUCCAGCUGGUUGUUCAGGAACUGAUGUGCAGUCAUGAGGAGGGAUUCUCCAUUAAAUAUCUCUCUGCUGGUGGCUGUCUUUAAUGAGACGAUUCUCCUCUAUAUUGUGAAUAAAAGCUGCAGAAACAUUCAUUCUGUUUAAAUGAAAUGCUUAGAUUCAUUCUUUAGUCCAUUCAGAAUCCUCCUGUUGCUGUAAAACCUCCAGAAACAGAGAAGUGGUCCUUUAAAACGAGAUAAAUGAGCCGUAGACCAGCUCUGCUCUGCCUCUGAACAGCCUUAAACGUCGCUGAAGGCUUCCUGCUGCAGGUUGAAUCUGCAGCGUCUCUUUUUCAACACGUUCAUCUGUAGGAGAAAAAUCCUUUAGAUCUGAACAGGACGGCUGCUGCUGUGUUGUCUUAUUUCAGUUCAUACACCAUGUUAUAGUUCUCAUGUCGACCUUUUUCUGACCUUUUAGUGACAAAACUGAAGAUAACGGACAGUAAAAAAUGAAAAUAGUUGCAGCUCAAACAGCAAAAUGUUUCUUUAAUCUUCAAAUUCAGGAUUUUAUUUCCAGUAACGUGAUAACAUUCAAUGUAACGUUCCCAGUUUGCAUCAACAAGUUUGAUAUUUACUGUUUAAAACUCUCCAACCGACGCUGUAGUCCAGAAAAUUAUCAACAGAUGUGAGAAAAAUCAGCUGCAGCUCUGGUUGGUUUAGAGAUAAAGAAAUGAACCUUCAGAUCUUCUGUCUGUGAAUUUACUGGAGUUAAAACGUCUCCUGGAGUUUCCAUCAAACACCUCGAAGACUUAAAGCUGCUCUCAUCAAUUCAGACCAAACAAAUCGAUUAUUAAUCAACAAUAAUCAGUAGCUGCAGCUCCAUAGAAAUGUGAACUUUAAUUAACAUUAAAAUGCCAGCAUCAGAUCUUCUGUUGGACUGAAUUUAAACGUCUGCUGGAGUGAAAGACUUACAGCUGCUCUCAUCUCUUUAAUCUGUUCACGCUGAGUCCACACGGUUCUCACUGCGGGCGUCUGCGUGGUCCAUUCUUAGUUCUCCUUUCUGUCCAACCCCACACCUCCGUCUGUCCUGUUUAAGGUGGACCCGUUAGCAGUCGUCCUGUUUAAGGUGGACCCGUUAGCGGUCGUCCUGUUUAAGGUGGACCCGUUAGCGGUCGUCCUGUUUAAGGUGGACCCGUUAGCGGUCGUCCUGUUUGAGGUGGACCCGUUAGCGGGCGUCCUGUUUAAGGUGGACCCGUUAGCGGUCGUCCUGUUUAAGGUGGACCCGUUAGCGGUCGUCCUGUUUAAGGUGGACCCGUUAGCGGUCGUCCUGUUUAAGGUGGACCCGUUAGCGGUCGUCCUGUUUAAGGUGGACCCGUUAGCGGUCGUCCUGUUUAAGGUGGACCCGUUAGCGGGCGUCCUGUUUAAGGUGGACCCGUUAGCGGGCGUCCUGUUUAAGGUGGACCUGACAGCGGUCGUCCUGUUUAAGGUGGACCUGACAGCGGUCGUCCUGUUUAAGGUGGAGCCGUUAGCGGUCGUCCUGUUUAAGGUGGACCUGCCGGCGGUCAUCCUGUUUAAGGUGGACCUGCCGGUGGUCGUCCUGUUUAAGGUGGACCUGACAGCGGUCGUCCUGUUUAAGGUGGACCUGACAGCGGUCGUCCUGUUUAAGGUGGAGCCGUUAGCGGUCGUCCUAUCUACUGUAGUGUUGUCGACUUGUUCAUACGUGUUCUUUUGCAGACCUGUUGUGUAUUUUACUGGUAGCGUUCUGCUCAGCGCUGGUUUGGGACUGGUUUCGUGUUUCCGGACCUUUCUGGGUUGAAGUGUUGUGAAGGGGCUCUGUGUAAAUGUCUAUAAAUAUAUUUUUUGUAUGUAUGCCUUUCCUAAUGACCUGAAGAAGAUAGAAGUUAUUUUUAUAUAUUGCAGCGGAGUUUUUGUAAGUAUUUUAUACUUUUGAUAUGGUUCUCUGUAAAACAAGAGUAUUAUGUAAAUAUAGUUCUUUAGAAACAA